GCCCCUCCCUUCUUCUAUCGCGAUGGUCGACGAUCUGGAGCUCAAGCAGAAGAAGGCCGCCAAGAAGGCCGCCAAAGAAGCAGCUGCGGCGGCGGCGGCGGCGGAGGCCGAGGCGGCCGAGCCGGAGGCCGAGGCCGCGGACGCGAAGGCGGCGAGGAAGGCCGCGAAGAAGGCAGCGAAGGAGGCCGCGGCCGCGGCGGAGGCCGGCGACGCCAUGGAGGUCGAGGCCGACGACGCCGAGGCCCAGAAGGCCGCCAAGAAGGCCGCCAAGAAGGCGGCGAAGGCGGCCGCGGCCGCGGCGGAGGCCGCCGCGGAGGAGGAGGAGGGGGCCGACGAGGACCAGAAGAAGGCCGCCAAGAAGGCCGCGAAGAAGGCGGCGAAGGCGGCCGCGGCGGCUGAGGAGGCGGCGCCCGAGGCGAAGAAGAAAAAGCGGGCCAAGGCCGACGCAGAGGAGGACGAGGAGGAGGAGGAGGAGGAGGCGCCGAAGGCCAAGAAGGCCAAGGCGGCCAAGGGCGACGACGACGAUGCUGGGGAGGCCAGCAAGUCCUUCAAGGUCUUCGUUCGGGGCCUCCCCUUCUCCGCCACCGAGGAGGCCUUGCGCAAGGACUUCGCGGAGUGCGGCGAGGUGACCGACUUCCACAUGCCCUUGAACGAGGAGGGAAAGCCCAGGGGCUUCGUCUUCAUCACCUACGCCUCGAAGGAGGGCCUCGACGCGGCGCUCAAGUUCGACGGCACAGACUACGGCGGCAGGACUAUCAACGUGUCUGAGGCGGCUGAGAAGGGCAAGGGCAAAGGCAAGGACGGCGGCAAGGGCAAGGACGGCGGCAAGG
Messenger RNA from Prorocentrum cordatum, 830 nucleotides. NCBI's taxonomy places the organism in Eukaryota, Dinophyceae, Prorocentrales, Prorocentraceae. The record is from the annotation of a GenBank genome assembly.